AAUGUCACCAUGGAAGCCGGAGGAACUAAAUCGUUUACCCCGGUGGUUCCAAGCUCACAAGCGUUUAAAGAACAAUCAAAUCGAGGCUAGAUUUGCGAAGGACUUCGGUAGAUUUCGAACCCAUGGUGCGAUCAUGGCCGCAUACUAUCGGGCAAGAAGAGAGCAUGGAAAACGUCGUAUAGGUUUGAAACAGAGACUCCAACCCGGUGACUCCCCACCGUCAACGGCCAAUGAACCCGCUCGUGUUGCAAUCCCCAACCGCAUCGAUUCAUUUUCACCCACGUCCAAUUCAGGUCCCCGGCCUUCCGCUUCCUUUCUGGCUCCUCUCAGAAGUCUCAGGAGUCCGGGAAUAUGGAACGGUGGAACCCCUGAGAAGCAGCGUACAAAGUUGUCCCACCGAACCAGACACAUCAAACCAGUAACUCCUCGAGACACGACAGAAAGGGCUUUGUGGGAUGAUUGCUCUUUUAUCAGCGCUUCAGGGACCGGGGUAGAACAAUUCGAUCCAGCGAGUACCGCUGUCCUCAACCCCGAGCAGACCACAAGAGACGGCAGAUCAUCACGAGGAGACCUCCCGUCGAUCCAACCUACCGAUACUCGAGAGGGGAAUAAAUCUAACAGAGACGUCCAGGGAGUGUAUGAUUUAACUGCACCCGCAGUAGCUCCCGAGGCCCGAUCACCAACAAGGAAACGGUUAGGGACUGAUGGACCGAUGAGUGGAAGUCGCUGGAGGAAGGUGCGAGGUGGGAGGGAAGGCCAUGAUCGCUGGAGGCUUUAUAGAAUCGGACGGAACCUGGUGGUCGCAGGGGGAGCCAAAAACGGCUCCCUCAGGAGCGAAAAAAAGGUACGGUAGAGCAACGGAAGAGCCCUGCGCCAGCAUCAUGCGUCGAUGAAUGAGGGAUCAACGGAGUGGCUAGCGCCAGGGCCGGGCGCCUAGGGGAACGGGGGAUGGUGGACGUGGUGGUAGUGGCCGUGGCCGUGGGAUUACCUCCACGUGACGCCAAGCUCGGUGAUCGUUAGAACGACUCGUAAAACGGCGUCGAAGGUAGCCUUUUACGGCCGCCGGCUAACUGUGUCAUCGUUAUAUAGAGUAUAUCGAGGUAAGGCCCUUUAUCUGCACUAGCAACAUCAUUCACUUAGAAGUAGG
Aspergillus steynii IBT 23096 is the source of this 1147-nucleotide messenger RNA. RefSeq lists its product as uncharacterized. The annotation marks the transcript as partial. NCBI's taxonomy places the organism in Eukaryota, Fungi, Ascomycota, Eurotiomycetes, Eurotiales, Aspergillaceae. The transcript has a single exon. The record is from RefSeq and is a predicted model, not a curated record.